Capsicum annuum is the source of this 954-nucleotide messenger RNA. Its product is annotated as ESCRT-related protein CHMP1A. Gene Ontology annotation, biological process: protein transport; late endosome to vacuole transport; endosome transport via multivesicular body sorting pathway. The transcript has a single exon. Gene Ontology annotation, cellular component: ESCRT III complex; multivesicular body. The record is from RefSeq and is a predicted model, not a curated record. Lineage: Eukaryota; Viridiplantae; Streptophyta; Magnoliopsida; Solanales; Solanaceae. The coding region runs from base 188 to 799 and encodes 203 amino acids.
UGACCGUAGAUGAUCAUUAGUAAGAAAGCGAGUAGUAGCCUAUACAAUUCCUAAUCAGGUAAUUUCCAGGAAAAUAUCUGUCUACGAGCCCUAUAAAAAAAACACAAAGUAGAUAAGAAAUUGAUCAAAUCAAAAGGUCAAAUUCCCCAAAUUUGAAAGCGUUAAUCGGCGGAUCUAGAUCAGCGAGAUGGGGAAUACAGAGAAAUUGAUGAACCAAAUCAUGGAGCUGAAAUUCACAUCAAAAAGUCUUCAACGCCAAGCCAAAAAAUGUGAAAAAGACGAAAAAGCCGAGAAGCUUAAGGUGAAGAAAGCGAUCGAGAAAGGUAACAUGGACGGCGCUAGAAUUUACGCCGAGAACGCAAUCCGCAAGCGCAGCGAACAGAUGAAUUAUCUCCGUUUAUCUUCUCGUCUCGAUGCCGUUGUGGCUCGAUUGGAUACACAGGCGAAAAUGAAUACGAUUAGUAAGUCAAUGGGUAGUAUCGUAAAAUCACUUGAGUCGUCGCUGAAUACUGGUAACCUCCAGAAGAUGUCGGAGACGAUGGAUCAAUUUGAGCGGCAGUUCGUUAAUAUGGAAGUUCAAGCUGAGUUUAUGGAGAGUUCAAUGGCUGGAAGUACGUCGUUGUCGACUCCGGAGGAUCAGGUUAACAGUUUGAUGCACCAGGUGGCUGAUGAUUAUGGACUUGAAGUUUCUGUUGGGCUUCCACAAGCAGCUGGUCAUGCUAUUCCUACUAAGGAAAGUGAGAAGGUUGAUGAGGAUGAUCUAACUAGGCGCCUUGCUGAGCUGAAGGCGCGUGGUUAAAUGAGGCUGCGCAAUUGAACUAUUAAUGUGACAUAGUAUGUGGUGUUCUCUAUAUUUGCUACUGAAAAUUGAACGUCGUUGAUAUACAUUUUAACUCUCUUUUGUUGUUGGAGUUACUUUGUUUUACCUAACGGUUUGCAAAAUUUGUGUGUUUA